Molecule: messenger RNA, 741 nt
Organism: Guillardia theta CCMP2712
Lineage: Eukaryota; Cryptophyceae; Pyrenomonadales; Geminigeraceae
Exons: 2
Coding region: 1-741 (246 amino acids)
Source: RefSeq, a predicted model, not a curated record
AUGCUCAGGGGCUUGCGCUUCAAGGUGAUGGAGGGGCUGGUGAUGAUGCUGAUGAUGGAGCCGAAGCUUGACGAUGAGGCUAGACCUGCAGCAGCACUCGAGGCUGGCCAGGCUUGGCUAAGGGCUCGAGCUCUCACGCUCAAGCUGCACCCCCAGAUAUCACUUCCCUUUUACCACACCUCUUUACUACCCGCCCCCCUCUAUUUUACCCUCCGCCUCCAUCUGAGCGACAAGAUCAGCAUGCAAGACUGCUUCCUCCACCAUCAGACUCCCCCAGCCAUCGACCCGGCAGCACACGACGAGUCGGUGGACGAGGCUGUCGCGCGCCUGGCGGCCAGCCAGCCAGCCUUCGCCGACCCCUUCCUCCAAGACAGCCAGGCCCUACACGCCCAUCCCCUCCUCGAGCACUGGCAGUGGGACCCGCCUGGCGAGGACGUCAAGAGCGACGCGAGCGCGGGGAAGGAGGAGGGCGGGGGAGGGUCGGGGUCAGCAGGCAGGCCCAAGACAAAGCAGCCCGCCUUCAGGCGUCACCCCUGGACCGAGGAGGAGGAGGCGCGCUUCCGGAUCGCGCUGGAGAUGUUCGGGCCCAAGGAGCGGAGCUUGGUGACGCAGGGCAGGAUCCCCGUGGGGCUAGGGGCGGGGGCGGCGAGGAGCAUGGCGAGCUUCAUCGGGACGAGGUCGGUCCAGCAGGUCAGGUCGCACGCCCAGAAGCACUUCAUCAAGCAGGAGGCGUCACAGUAG